Messenger RNA from Macrobrachium nipponense, 1575 nucleotides. RefSeq lists its product as uncharacterized. The record is from RefSeq and is a predicted model, not a curated record. Lineage: Eukaryota; Metazoa; Arthropoda; Malacostraca; Decapoda; Palaemonidae. The coding region runs from base 79 to 777 and encodes 232 amino acids. The transcript is spliced from 2 exons.
UUAUCCCCAUAAUGUACGAGGCCACUGAGUCUCGGUGAUUUGUAAUUAAUCAUAACUCUUUCGUUAUUAAGGGCAGAAAUGAAGAGGAUCAUGAAGAUGCCAUCGCACAUACGGCUGAUUGUGCUGCUGUCCAUUGUGUCUGUUCACAUCCUGGGAGACGCAGUCUGUCCGUCUCGUCUCUACCAGAUCCUCUUCAAUGGAGGACAGAAACUUGCCGCUCCAUAUGUGCAGUUCAACACCACUAACGCAAUACAUUGUUCAUCCACCUGCAACGCAAAUCCAAGCUGUUGGAUCUACACCUGGGACACAGAGACAAAAGAAUGCGGCCUCCUGCAGAGUCUGUCUUGGCCAGUCACCACCGUAGCAGCUCCCCCUUCGUUACGCACCCACUACAUCAAGGGUAUGAAUGGCAAGGUGCUAGACAGGACGAGUAUUAAAGGUUACUGGUCUAUCGUGAAGACAGAGUGUGAGGGGAUUGGAGGACGUCUGCAUAUGCCCCCUGACAGCACCUAUUCCCGAUUAAUACAUUAUCUGCUGGGCGAGGAGAAGCUCUGGGUAGGCAUGAGUCGCAAACCGACGGAUGAUAUGUACACUUGGUUUGACAUGGAUGGAAAUCCCGCCGUGACAAAGAUGGAAUGGAGGCCAAAGAACCCUAAUAAUGCCGGUGGUGAUCAAUUUUACAUGGCCACUUGGAAUGGUACAAUGAAUGAUGACGGCACCAUUUAUAUUUAUUACGGCCUUUGCGAUGUUCCACGAUGUGUUAACUGGCUGUGCUGAUCGUCCAGAUGUUUGGAGGAUUGCCACUGAAAUUGGACAUUUCAGUAAAUCAUUUUUGCUUGAUGGUAUAGGUAAAAAAACUCGUUCAUUGUAGUAGGUACUUUCACAAAAGCACUCAUUGUUGAAUGUUGGUAGAUUUUGUAAGCAAAACUGCACUGUCAGCAGUUUGGUCUUUUCUUCGACUAAUUGGCAGCAGGUUAGGCUAAUGCAGGUCAAGAGAAACGAAUGGAAAAUAUCCCUAAUUAAGACUAGCAAUCGAGUUGUAAUCCUUUACCUCAGAGGGAUAAUACUUACACAGGCUAGACUUAUACAACAGAGGAAGGUUUACAUAGUCUGUUGACCACCAUCCCUGCAACUCUUAGUUUCUGGUAAGUAGUCACAUUGUGUGAAAUUCUGUUGUGGUUGAGUAGGUUAUGUGAGUAGUGGUUGCACGUUGUGAACUGGUGUGUGCAAAUUGGUUAAAUAUUGCACUCUGAGUUUUAUUAUAGCAAUAUAAACUGCCUCUAAUGGACUCUAGGAAUUCACCAUACUACUUUUAAGAGGUUAAGACACAAUAUAGAUUUGAUAAUAAUUUGAGGGAAAGUUACAAUAAUUUAGACUCCAUUUUCUAUUUCUGAAGUGUGUUUCCCCAAAUGUUUAUAAAGUGAGAGGGUGAGAUGUUUUAAACAAACUGAAGACCACAAUUAUGUAAAUUAGCGAAGGUUGAAUGAAGUACUGGUCAGCUAUUUCUGUAUUAUUAGUUCAUGAUGUAAAAUAUUCCUCAUUAUUACGAAGACCAAUAAAGACUAGUUUACUUUU